Messenger RNA from Colossoma macropomum (tambaqui), 2349 nucleotides. RefSeq names its product selenophosphate synthetase 1 (gene sephs1). Gene Ontology annotation, biological process: L-selenocysteine biosynthetic process. The transcript is spliced from 9 exons. Gene Ontology annotation, molecular function: ATP binding; selenide, water dikinase activity. The coding region runs from base 246 to 1424 and encodes 392 amino acids. NCBI's taxonomy places the organism in Eukaryota, Metazoa, Chordata, Actinopteri, Characiformes, Serrasalmidae. The record is from RefSeq and is a predicted model, not a curated record. Gene Ontology annotation, cellular component: cytoplasm.
GCUUAAACCAACUUUUAAAAGGUGUAUUUCUACUUCUGUGCUAAACCUAGCUCCCCGCAGCUGGAUCCUUCUGUAAUCCGGAGGGAAACGCGCGGUGCUCGGUGCUGUGUUUUCAGUCAGGCGCUCUGUGAGGGCGGCCGGGACGCUCGCUGUGGAUUGUGGGCCUGUGGCUUUUCUUGUAUCGGGAGGCGCCGCUAAAGCGAAACCGUGUGUUGACUGGUGUGGGGUCCGGUAAUUUCUAAACCAUGUCAGUGCGGGAGGCUUUUAACCCAGAGAGUUACGACUUGGAUAAGAGCUUCAGGCUAACACGGUUCACAGAGCUCAAAGGCACCGGCUGCAAAGUUCCGCAGGAUGUACUUCAGAAACUUCUAGAGUCCUUGCAGGAGAACCAUUAUCAGGAAGAUGAGCAGUUCCUUGGGGCAGUUAUGCCCAGACUGGGCAUCGGCAUGGACACCUGUGUGAUACCCCUGAGACAUGGCGGCCUUUCACUAGUGCAGACCACAGAUUACAUCUACCCUAUAGUGGAUGACCCAUACAUGAUGGGCAGAAUUGCGUGUGCCAACGUCUUGAGUGACCUUUAUGCGAUGGGAGUGACUGAGUGUGAUAACAUGUUGAUGUUGUUGGGUGUUAGUAACAAACUUUCAGAAAAGGAGCGGGACAAAGUGAUGCCGCUGAUAAUACAGGGUUUUAAGGAUGCGUCAGAAGAGGCUGGCACCUCAGUGACUGGUGGUCAGACUGUUGUGAACCCCUGGAUAGUCCUGGGGGGUGUUGCCACAACAGUGUGCCAGCCAAAUGAGUUCAUCAUGCCAGAUAAUGCAGUGCCAGGGGAUGUGCUGGUUCUUACCAAACCUCUGGGAACUCAGGUGGCAGUAGUGGUACAUCAGUGGCUGGACAUCCCAGAGAAAUGGAACAAGAUAAAGUUAGUAGUGACUCAAGAGGAUGUGGAGCUAGCCUAUCAGGAGGCCAUGUUGAACAUGGCCAGACUCAACAGAACAGCGGCAGGCCUGAUGCACACAUUCAAUGCGCACGCUGCCACUGACAUCACAGGCUUUGGGAUUUUGGGACAUGCACAGAAUCUUGCUCGGCAGCAGCGCAGCGAGGUCUCCUUUGUCAUUCACAACCUGCCUGUCCUUGCUAAGAUGGCUGCGGUCAGCAAAGCCUGCGGGAACAUGUUUGGCCUCAUGCACGGCACCUGCCCGGAGACUUCAGGAGGCUUGCUAAUCUGUCUUCCCCGGGAGCAGGCUGCUCGUUUUUGUGCUGAGAUCAAGUCUCCCAAAUAUGGCGAGGGCCACCAGGCAUGGAUCAUAGGCAUCGUAGAGAAAGGCAACCGCACAGCUCGCAUCAUCGAUAAACCCCGCAUCAUCGAGGUCGCGCCACAGGUGGCCACACAGAACGUCAACACCACCCCAGGAACUACGUCCUAAACCUGACCCAGCUUUCCUGAACAGUUAGUUUACUCUAGCACCACCACAAGAGUAGAUUCAAACGCCACCUGCCCACUGUGGCCUUGGCAGAUACCCCAUGGACAUGCACAAAAGUUAAAAGAAAUCUUAAAAAAAGAACAAAGGAUAAAAAAGAUAAAAAACAUUUGCUUUUUGUGUCUAUAGUUUUCUGUUACAAAAAGCUGCAGAAGCAUGUAGCUGUAAGGCAGCUUCUACAGUAAAUGAAGAGUAUGAUGAUAAUCUGAUACUGUUGAUUCAUUGUGAAUCUUCUGUUCCUCUUCAAAGUUUGACUCCCCCAAACUCCACCGUACACAGACUCACUGAUAUAAGAAUCACUAGUGUGCUCAUAUGUUGUAGCAACACACAAUGUUUUGGUUCUUCGCUCAGCCUAGCAGUAGUUCAGACUGUAACCGAUGCCUUCAGCUCACUGCUAAAGACAAACUGAUGAAAAGAAGAUGUGAGUAAAUUGAAGUCUUUGUUUUUCUUUUUUUUUCUUUUUUUUUAACUUUGACUUUUGUAUUAUAUUCCCCUCAACCAAUCAAAUAAAGUGACCCUUUCAUGGUUUUGAAUAGACUGAAUGAAUCAAAAGUAAUACCUCUUUAAAAUAAUAAUCAAGACCACAUAUUCUUCAAAGUGUACCAUGUCUACCUUAAAUGGCAGUGUGUUGAUAUUUGUCGGAGAAUGUAAACAGCUGAGAUGCAGUUUAUAUAUUGUAUGAUAUUCACGGUUUCAUAUAGACUUCAUUAGAUUCUUCUCUGUGAUAGAGUUAAGUUUUUAUAUUCUCCUAUGAAGACCCUUUGAUGAUCUCUUCUUUCUCUCUCUCUCUUCUUUCUUUCUUUUUCUCUGUCUGAUUCACUAAUGGUGACAUAUGCCUUUAUGCCCCCUGAAUAAAUCUGAUCUUUUUUAA